AUGGUUGGCAUUUCGCGCACUGUGGCUGCAGCCACCACCCUUCUUGCUGGCGCGGUAUCAGCAAAGUCUAUCUCGCUGACUUUUGACGAGCUCAACAUCUCCAAUGAGCAAUCGUGCGGCAAAGUCGAGCUGAGCAACACAGUCGGCUACCACGGCGUCUUCCCAUCGAGCGCCUUCUUCGCCAACGUCGAAGUCUACAACACCACAGCGACGCCCGCAUGCCACCGCAACGCCCAUGACGAAGUGGGCGUCUUUGACCAGAAGCGCGCCACAUCCGGCUCCAACGUCGCCUAUGGGCGCAUUGGCUCCGUGGAUUUCCAAGUCUCUGAUGCUAACGCGUUCUUGACUGGUGACGCAUCGCUUGACGUCAGCGUCGUCUUUACCAAGGCCGAGCUCGCCAACAAGGACAACCUGGUCACCUUUGACACGCUGAUUUCCGACUUUGGCGCCCUCGACGUGCGCAAGACCUUCAGUUUCCACACGGCCAAGGAUGGCUUUGGACCCUACCACAUCCACGCGCCCAACACGGCCAAGUACGAGUUCUUUGAGGUCGAGGCGGGCGUUGGCGUUGCGGGCGAGUCGUCAUUCCGACACCCGACUAUCUUUGUGGAUAAUGUCCAACUGGAGACGGUUGCCAAUUAA
Molecule: messenger RNA, 642 nt
Organism: [Torrubiella] hemipterigena
Lineage: Eukaryota; Fungi; Ascomycota; Sordariomycetes; Hypocreales; Clavicipitaceae
Source: the annotation of a GenBank genome assembly